Phaedon cochleariae (mustard beetle) is the source of this 2823-nucleotide messenger RNA. The record is from the annotation of a GenBank genome assembly. Lineage: Eukaryota; Metazoa; Arthropoda; Insecta; Coleoptera; Chrysomelidae.
AUGUCCAAGGCCCAGUCAAAUAAUAUGCACGUGCUUGAUACUGCCGUAGUUGAAAGAAGACUUCGACCUAUUUAUGACUGGCUAGAUAGUGGAAACAACAAAAAAGCUCUUCAAGAAUGUGAUAAGGUCCUCAAGAAAGCACCAAAUCUGCAUUGUGCAAAGGCUUUGAAAGCUUUAACACUUCAUCGUAUGGGCAAGGGAUCGGAAAGUAGGGUAAUCUUGGAAGCUUUGACAAAUGAGAAACCAACUGAUGAUGCAACAUUGCAAGCUAUGACAUUGUGCUACAGAGAAAUGCAAGAGUUAGAAAAGAUUUGCAGACUUUAUGAGACAGCUGUAAGAAUAGACCCCACCAAUGAAGAACUCCAUACCCAUUUGUUCAUGUCCUAUGUGAGGAUAUCUGAUUUCAAGCUACAGCAACAGAGUGCCAUGGCAUUAUACAAACUUAAACCUAAAAACCCUUACUAUUGCUGGGCAGUGAUGAGCAUAAUCUUGCAAGCUACCAGAGGUGAGGGCUGCAGAGAUCCUCUAAAACGUAAAUUGCUGUUAAGUCUAGCUGAGAGGAUGUUUGAUAAACUGUUGACAGAAAAUAAGAUUGAUGCUGAACAAGAGGUGCAGUUGUAUGUGAUGAUUUUGGAUUUGUUGGGGAAGCAAGAGGAAGUUGUAGCUGUGCUGGAUGGUCCACUAGGUGCCAAAUUACAAUGCACCAACUUUGGUCUGGUCAAGAUGACUUAUUUGAAAAAAAUGCAGAGGUGGAAAGAUGUCAAUUUGAUUUGCAAAAGCAUUCUUGCAGAGAGUGCAGAUAGGUGGGAUAUAUGGAAGGAAUACAUACAUUCUGUAUUUGAGUUGAUGUAUCAGCAGACUCAAACAUCUGGUCAGGAGAAUUCUGAUGGUGGAGAUAAUAUUGUGGAAACUGCAGAUGAUACUCCUGAGAAAGCUCAUGAGUUCAUUUGUAGAAUGGUAGAGAGUGGAGCUGACAAUGGUUAUGUGCUAAGGGGUCCUUUUCUGGCUAGAUUUCAAUUGUGUUCUAGAAUGUCCAGUAGAGGUAUGGACACAAAUGAUCUGUUUGGAGAUGAAAUUGAACUUUUCAUGGAGUAUUUCAGGAAAUUCGGUCACAAGCCUUGUUGUGUAUCAGAUUUGCGUAUAUUUCUGAAUCUGUUGCUGACUCCUAAAAAGACUGAACUGUCAUCUAGGCUGAUGAAGGAUGUGGGAAUAAGUGCUACCAGUGUACCUCAAUCGGAGGCCCAGAUGCAAAGGCACAUUUGUGCUGUUCAACUGUCGCGGCUGUGCGGCAGCCACCGUGACCUGUCACCGGAGCACCUCAAAGCCCUCAUCACAGCCCUCACUCUGCACUACCAGCAUGGGUAUCAAACCUACGGGCGCGGCCUGCUCUCCACGGAUUUGGCCCCGUGCGACCCUUAUGCCCUUUUGGCCGCUCAUCUUCUCUAUGAUUUGGCACAAAUCGAACAGAAAUCGGAUGCCGUCGUGGUGGCCCUAGCCCUGCUGGAAAGGUUGCUCUCCAAUUCGCCCAGUAACUUUCAUGGCAAGCUGUUGGCUGUCAGGCUCUAUCACUGUUUGGGUGGUGGUACAAAGGCUCUAGAAAUGUACAGCAGUCUGGAUGUGAAACACUUGCAGCUGGAUUCCUUGGGCUACAUACAUUGUGCCAGAAUGAUGACCACAGGACUGUUCACCUUAUGCACUAAUCUUUUCGAUGCCACAUUGAAAUUUUUCUCCUCCAAUUAUAAAGAUAGUUCGGAUCAUCUAACGUUUUCAUAUAAAUUCGGAUCGUUUACGAAACUGGACGAGUUCAUGGACUUCAGGGAAAGAAUGAAUAACAGUUUACAUUAUGCGACCGUUGGGGUGGACAGGAUUGUGCUCAAGUUGGUGGAGUGCAUGUCUCUGGACACUCUGUACUCCAUAACCAUAUCACCCAAAGAGGACAAAAUCGAAUGGAAUUGCUUGAGGGACAAUCACGAUCUCGGCGUGUUCUUGUCUUGGGACCCGGAAAGCAUAGAAAACGCUCCGGAGGAUUGGCAAGAGAGCAAAGCACUGUUCGAGCAAGACGUGCGCUUCCUCAGACUGCGAACGUCCAUUUUGUGGACGAUGGCCGCAGCAGUGGACAUUGUCAAAUCCUUGGACGGCGACAGGCAGCGACACGUAGAAGCCUUAAGGAAUGCGCUCGACCAAUGGAAGGCGUUGCACCAAAAAACACUAUCGGACAACUUCCCGCCUAUUCAACAGAACUUGUUGCCCUUGCCGAUGCCUUCGAGACUGCACGGCAGUUUAGCAGCUCCCUAUUGCCCGGUGUUUAGUUCCUUCUUAGAUUUCUUCCUCAGCAUGAUGGGGAACGAUUCCCAUCACACUAUGGAAUGUGUCAAAUGCAUAGAGGAGGAAUUGGAUAAGCUAACGGACUUUCUGAGGGACGCCACAAUAAAGAAAUCCAACGAUUUGAUGGCCAGGCGAAAAUCCUUAGAACUGGCGGUAAAUUGUGUGGAGAUCAUCAGUAUAACUUCGCUGAUAUGUGUUUUGUGCGGAGAAUUGGUGAAACCUGUGCAAGUGAAGAAGGGCAAGAAGAAAUCCUGUGAUACAAAGAACAAGGAGUAUGUUUUUUCUGUGGCCGACAAACUGAAAAAGGAAAUGAACAAUUUUUGUGAUAUUCUGCAAGACUGGAUCGACGCCAAUCCUGAGGAUCAUGUUUUCAAUAUGUUGGAGAGCCUCAAUCUGAAUUCUACGGAAAAUAUCCUGGAAAAAAUUCAUUAUAGCUAUAAAAUUGCCAAUAGGGAGAUGCAACUCAUUUUGAAAACAAAAAUAAAAUUACUCACAUAG